Messenger RNA from Cryptotermes secundus, 3133 nucleotides. RefSeq names its product chitooligosaccharidolytic beta-N-acetylglucosaminidase (gene Hexo2). Gene Ontology annotation, biological process: glycosaminoglycan metabolic process; carbohydrate metabolic process; ganglioside catabolic process. The transcript is spliced from 7 exons. The record is from RefSeq and is a predicted model, not a curated record. Bases 235 to 2076 code for a protein of 613 amino acids. Gene Ontology annotation, cellular component: membrane. Gene Ontology annotation, molecular function: beta-N-acetylhexosaminidase activity. NCBI's taxonomy places the organism in Eukaryota, Metazoa, Arthropoda, Insecta, Blattodea, Kalotermitidae.
GGCAGUGUGGUCGUACUAUCAGGAGGUAACAGAGGUUACCUUACGCUUGCUUGUUCUCCUACUCCGCCAACCAGGCUUGUGGUGCUUGACCGGGGUCGACAGCCAGUUGGGUGAGUGGGAGGAUGCCGUGUGCUGCCAGAGUACCGGGUUGUUCACCCAUCUUGUAGCAGGCAGACAACUGCUACGCCACAGACAGUCCACAGAUUGCGGCGUUUCUGUGUGUCGCCAGCUGAUAUGAAGGUCGCCUACCUGCUGCAGGUGUUGAGUGCUGCCGCCUGCCUGUGUGCGGCCGAGGACAGUGGUCCAGGAUGGCAAUGGUCAUGGGCUUGCAAAUCCGGGAGGUGCGUGAAAUCGGAGUACCCCAUAUCCUACGCUUCAAGCAGAGGUAUCUCCAACAUCACCCGGAAAUCCCAAUCGGCCUGCCGCCUCACAUGUGGGCAGUAUGGAGCCCUCUGGCCGCACCCUACAGGACCCACCACCAUCGGCGAGCAGGUUGUGGCCUUCCAUCCCAGUAUCAUCCGUUUUGACUUGCUGGAAGUUGUCGAUUCUGGCCGAGGAACAAGGGAGUACCUGGCGGCCUGUACGCAGCUGUUCCUAGACAACCUCCUGGUGGAAUGUGGAGCCAACUGUUCCGUCGUAUCCGACACAGACGUAUACGUGCGUCUUGUUACCAGGUCGCAGGAUCUCACACUCAACUGGAACACUGACGAGACGUACACACUCGACAUCGUCACUAGCUCAAGAGUGAACAGUGUAACGGUGAACAUCCGAGCGGAGACGGUGUACGGCGCUCGACAUGGCUUAGAGACGUUAAGCCAGCUCGUGGCACGGGUCCCAGCACCUCUGGGAGGAGGCGGGAGAGGACACAGUUCACCCCGUAAACAUCUGCUGAUCAUGGCCACCAACGUCAGACUUAGCGACGCUCCCAUCUUCCGCCACAGGGGACUGAUGUUAGACACGGCUCGUAACUUUCUACCCCUGUACGCCAUGAAGCGCACGCUAGACGCCAUGGCGGCGUCCAAGCUGAAUGUUCUGCAUUGGCAUGCAACGGACUCACAGAGUUUCCCGCUGGAGUCACCCCGCGUGCCCCAACUCGCAAGACGCAGGUUCGGGGCGUACUCUUCUCGCCAGGUGUACACGCCGCAGGAUGUGGCAUACCUACUGGAGUACGCGCGUCUGCGUGGAGUACGCAUCAUCAUGGAGCUGGACGCUCCAUCUCACGCUGGUAACGGUUGGCAGUGGGGCGAAGCAGCAGGAUUGGGGCAGCUGGCAGUCUGCGUGAACCAGCAGCCCUGGCGCAAGUACUGCAUACAGCCUCCAUGCGGCCAGCUCAACCCCACCAACCCUAAUCUGUACCGCGUCCUCCGGGAUCUCUAUAGAGACAUACUGGACAUCUUCCCACGGGGCGAGCCCCUGCACAUGGGCGGAGACGAGGUUUAUUUUCCUUGCUGGAAUUCUUCAGCCGAAAUCGUAAACUGGAUGGAAGCUAGGGGUCAGGGUCGCGGUCAAGCCGAUUUCCUGCAGCUGUGGGCGGAUUAUCAGUCCACUGCACUUGGAACCCUGGACGAGGAAGUGGGCCACUCCAACACGCCUAUCAUCCUUUGGUCAAGUCACCUUACAGAGCCUGGGGUCAUCGAGAGCUUCCUUAACAAGGACAGGUACAUAAUACAGACAUGGGUUCCAGCUUCUAGCAGUCUACCUGUAGAACUUCUGGCAAAGGGCUACAGGGUAAUUUACUCAACGAAAGAUACGUGGUACCUGGACCAUGGGUUCUGGGGCUCUACCGUGUACCACAAUUGGAGGGUGGUAUAUGACAACAGGAUCCCACGCAAAGCUGGUGUGCUUGGAGGCGAGGCGUGUAUGUGGUCAGAACUUGUAGACAACCAGUCUCUCGAUGCCAAGGUGUGGCCUCGAACGGCCGCCAUGGCUGAGAGGUUGUGGGCAGAUCCGGAAACCAGGAGUUCGAGUGCCGAGGCCCGCUUCUAUAGACACCGCCAGAGGCUCGUUACGAGAGGAAUCAGGGCAGACGCCGUUUCCCCUGCCUACUGUUACCAAAAUGAAGGAGAAUGUCAGUAACAUUUGUAAACUAAACAUAAUAAAUAAUAUUUUAAUUAUAAAUGUUUUCCUGGACACUGUGAUUUAGAACACUUCUAACUUACGACCAGUGGCCGGGGCGUGUUAGCACGGUAAUGAACCUUCCGGUUCCAUAAAAAUGUUGUAAGAUCUUAGGUGCUAAUAUGACAUUUUCUUUAUGAUUUGACCCCGUACAGUUCGGUAAACCGUCACCAACGUUUUAGAGGAAAAUGUCGAUUCACACUUCAAGGUAGAAGAGCAUUCUUAUUCAGGAUUUAUUAAGUAAACAAAUCUAAUGUUUCAAUGCUAAUCACACUGCACUCUACUGUAUAAGGUAAAAGGUGAAGUUUAACGAAGUACCAUACCAUGCACAUUUAUCGGUAGUGGAGGUAUAACUCCAAUUAUUCUUAAUCUUAGCACUCAAUGAAGGUGAGUGGUCAGCUUCAUGCUCCGGCUUCAGUUCGGGUAGGAAUUCCCAGUGCCCGAUGAGCAGGAGGCUGGUCUGAAAGACGUGACGAAGAAAGAAAUCCCAUGCCCCUCACCGUCCAGUCUAUAUGUAGCCCAGUCAUUACACUUGUGGCGUUCAAUUUUCACCAGAAAAUAAAAGAUGUUAACAGAUAAGAACAGAUGAAAGGUGCUGUCCUCUGCGAUGUGACGUCAUGUAGUCUGGCAGAGGAAACGGACGUUCUGAAGGAACGUAGCGCUUCAAGGUCCAAAAGAAAGUAAAGCAGCUAACAGAAUUUAGUAAAUGCUGCUCGCUGUUUGUUGCUUGCUUGAUGAUUUCGCCAAACAGAAGUUUUCCAAAACUAGUCUAUGUGAAUUCGCACUAUAAGAUUACGAAUUUCGGUCACCUACAGCGUCUUCCAUAACAGGCUGUAAACUGACACAGGAUUUGGUAUCUGUCGUUUUUAAGAACUCACUGGUUUGAGAAGAAGACAGUAAUCCGGGAAAACAAAGCAAGACUUUUUUAUUGUAGAAGAAACUAUUGUAAAUACAAAAGAGUCCCAGGCAAUGCCCAUCCAGCCUUCUGUGGUACAUUCUAAUAAACAUCUUAUUCUAC